GUUGGUCUAACUGAAAUUUCCAAUAAAUAUCAGAUAUAGGUGGCCAUUCCAGACAAUUUUUCAAUUAACGAUUCGGCAUUCUUUAAAAGAACAAUAAAAUUCUGCCGCUUUUCAUAUACUAUUAGCGUUUUAUGUUGAACAAAAGUGUUAAAAAUUUCAAAUAUUGUUCGAAGUGGUGUUGAAAACGGUAGUUUAUAAAUACGGCAACGAACAUUUGUAGUGCAAUUCAGUUCACGUUAAAAAUGGAACCAAUGACGCUUGGAAGCCCAAGUGGUAGUCCAUUACCAUCAUCCGGAACCUACCUUCCUUCAUUUCUCAUGGGAGAAACUCCAACAACGCCGCGAACCAACACUUUGUCCCCGACAAAAGGACGUGGAUCCCUUGCUUUCACACAAUCUCCGGUUGCUGGGGGAUUUGGAGGCGCUGCGUCACCGGAUUUCUGUGUUGGGAAAGGCGGUUUGCCUCAGAGGUUUUCCCUCGCUGGAGGUGGGGGUAAUGCUAAUGCAACCAAUCUCAACCAAUCCGGCCUAAACCACAAUACAAGUGUAUCUGGUCCACCUACCCAGGGCUUGUUUGAUUCAUUUCGCAAUGAGAAGCAAAUGUUCCACACGCCUACCAAGAAUUUUGCUUCACAACCGCAGCAAGCCCCAUCAACACCCGGAUUUAAUCAAUCGGCUUUAGAUGCCAAUGAAUCCUAUCUUAACCGGAGUGGCUUCAACGUUUCACGGGUAAUGUCUCCAAUUCCGAUGACCCGGGAGUCGGAGUAUAUCCGUGCUACAUCAGUUGUGUCUCCACUAUCGCACUCCCAGGUGAAUUUGAGUCAGCAACAAUCCGCCAAUGAUUACUGGAUCACCGUUUUUGGUUUUCCACAAUCUGCUUCAUCGAUGAUUCUAACGCACUUUUCCCAGUGCGGAGCCAUCAUUGAUAAAGUUUUUUCAACCCAGAAUGGAAAUUGGGUACAUCUCAGAUUUAGUUCUCGGUUGGAGUGUGACAAAGCACUUAAUUACAAUGGAAAAAUUAUCGGACAGAAUCUGAUGAUUGGUGUGCAGUACUGCAAUGAUCCAGUUAUUAUUGGGAAAGAGAACUGCGAUGAACGUAGAGAUUUUUCAUUAAGCCGUGUCAGAUCGUUAACACACAUUGCGUAUAAGAAUGCUCAAAAUCCAACUGACGUUGUCCCAAGCCCAACAGCCCCCAAACGAAGUUCCGGACUGGUCAGCAAGACUAUGGAGUUGAUUUUCGGGUUGUAGUAGUUAUUACUAAUCCUGCGAGAGUCGGUAAUUUGAUUUAUAUUUAUAUCUAUUAGAAAGUUGACUACUGUUGUGAAACUGUGUGUGUUCUCUAAAACAACUUGAAUAAUAACAAGCAAAAUCAUAAACGUCAAUGGAGAUUUUAAAAUUAAAAAACUACCAUUAUUAGAAA
Messenger RNA from Uranotaenia lowii, 1419 nucleotides. It is a transcript of the gene Nup35, whose product is annotated as nucleoporin Nup35. NCBI's taxonomy places the organism in Eukaryota, Metazoa, Arthropoda, Insecta, Diptera, Culicidae. Bases 243 to 1247 code for a protein of 334 amino acids. The record is from RefSeq and is a predicted model, not a curated record. Gene Ontology annotation, molecular function: structural constituent of nuclear pore; phospholipid binding; single-stranded DNA binding. Gene Ontology annotation, cellular component: nuclear pore nuclear basket; nuclear pore central transport channel; nuclear membrane. The transcript has 2 exons. Gene Ontology annotation, biological process: NLS-bearing protein import into nucleus; nuclear pore organization; regulation of DNA-templated transcription.